This is a messenger RNA of Lachancea fermentati, 1287 nucleotides long. The record is from the annotation of a GenBank genome assembly. Lineage: Eukaryota; Fungi; Ascomycota; Saccharomycetes; Saccharomycetales; Saccharomycetaceae.
AUGACUGACGAGAUCUUAGAGAAACGUAAUAACAAGCUCAAGUCUCUGAUUAUCGAGCACGAUUCUCCAGCUCCCAAAGAAAUCCCUCAAGAGGAGUUCAGAUUGAAAAGAGUUGGAAGGCCCCUAAGACCAAUCAAGUACAUCCCUGUCAAAUCACUUAUUUUUUAUUCCAAGAAUACACCACCACAGUUCUCUUAUGAAAACAAAAUCAAGACUCCCAUCGGACGCAAUAGACUUGUCGUGCAAGUAAGAAAUGUGGGACUAAACCCUGUUGAUUUGAAGAUAAUGAAUAGUUACACAAAAAACAUGAAUACUGAAACUGGUAUCGGCAGAGAAUACAGCGGUAUUAUUUCUGAAGUCGGUGAAUCUCUGAGAGGGGAAUGGCAUGAGGGAGACGAAGUGUAUGGUACUUUUUUCCAUCCCAAUCUUGGAUAUGGUGCAGCACAAAGCUCCAUUUUGGUAAAUCCUUCCACUGAUGUGUUGAUUCGUAAACCCUCAAACUUGAGUUUUUCUUCGGCAGCAGGUACCUUGUUUUGCCUUGGUGCAGCGUUCAACAUACUCGACAAAUUGGAGUCGAAAGGACAUCUCACUGAAAGUACCAACAUCCUGAUCAACGGAGGUACCACCUCCCUAGGAAUUUUUACUAUUCAACUUUUAAAAUAUCACUACAGGAUUCCAAAAAAGCUGGUGAUCUUAUGUUCGGAAUACGGCGCUACUCUGUUGAAAUCGCACUUUCCAGAUCUAUGUGAUGAGUUAAUUUUCGUUAAUUACGUGACAAACGCUAGACAAAUUUACAAGCCGCUGCAGGAUAUGAUAAACAACAGAGAGGUUAUCAGCUAUGAUGCAGAGACUGGGCAACCUAUUUCAAGCCCAUACGACCAAGGUAAAUUUGACGUGAUAUUAGACUAUGUUGGCGGAUAUCAACUAAUUAGUCAUACUGACUCUUUACUUGCAAAGUAUGGUGCGUACACAACUACAGUCGGUGACUACAGAGCAAAUUACAAACAGGAUAUUUAUAACUCCUGGGACAAUCCUAGCGCCAAUGCUAGAAAAAUGUUCGGCAAAUUGUUGUGGACGUUUGACUAUUCGCAUUUCUACUUUGACCCCAACGCCAAAUAUGCUUCUAAAAACGAUUGGGUCAACAAAUGUGCCGAAUUAGUUGAGAAUGAAGUUAUUAAGUGUAUCGUCGAUAAGGUUUUUGAUUGGAAAGAGCAUGAAGAAGCGCUCUCAUUUUUAAGAACAGGGCAUGCUCACGGUAAGGUAAUUCUAAAUGUGGAGAAGUUUUAG